Messenger RNA from Aspergillus nidulans FGSC A4, 1152 nucleotides. RefSeq names its product GTP-binding protein. The record is from RefSeq and is a predicted model, not a curated record. Gene Ontology annotation, biological process: protein maturation; cellular response to zinc ion starvation. The coding region runs from base 1 to 1152 and encodes 383 amino acids. NCBI's taxonomy places the organism in Eukaryota, Fungi, Ascomycota, Eurotiomycetes, Eurotiales, Aspergillaceae. The transcript is spliced from 7 exons. Gene Ontology annotation, molecular function: zinc chaperone activity; GTPase activity; enzyme activator activity.
AUGGAAGACGAUGAUGCUCCCCCUGAUUUAGUGGAUGUUUCCCAGCUCCCAAAGUCUGAGCUUCAGUCAUCGUCUGCGGAACUGCCCCCGCAGCAACGCGUGCCUAUUACACUGGUGACGGGCUAUCUGGGCGCCGGUAAAACGACGCUGCUCAACUACAUCCUCAGUGAGAAGCAUGGCAAGAAGAUCGCUGUGAUAAUGAACGAAUUCGGUGACUCAACGGACAUCGAAAAACCCAUGACAGUCAACCAAGACGGACAAGAGGUAACCGAAUGGCUCGAAGUCGGAAACGGCUGCAUCUGCUGUUCAGUGAAAGACUCCGGGGUAAUGGCCAUCGAGUCUCUCAUGGAACGCCGCGGUACAUUCGACUACAUUCUGCUCGAAACCACAGGUCUGGCAGACCCCGGAAAUAUUGCUCCGAUCUUCUGGGUAGACGACAACCUCGGCAGCUCCAUCUACCUCGACGGAAUUGUCACUCUCGUCGACGCUAAGAACAUCCUCCACCUGCUUGACGAACCUACGCCGGAGGAAACAGUGGCCGUGGAGAACAGCAAAGACGGUUCUGAUCACGACCACGAUCACGCUCACUCUGGACCAGUCCUGUCCAUGGCACAUAUGCAGAUCUCCCACGCGGACGUGAUCAUCCUUAAUAAGACGGACCUUGUCACAGCGGAAGAGCUAGAGCAUGUCCGGGACAGAGUAACAGCCAUAAACAGCGCCGCCAAGAUCCAUGUCACAGAUCAUAGCCGCACGCCUCAGAUCGAGGGUGUAGUCCUGGAUCUACAUGCGUACGAUCAUCUCGAUAGUCUGGAUUUCAGCCAGAAGGGCCACAGUCAUAUUGAUCCGUCUAUCUCAACAAUACUCCUAACCCAUCCGCCCCUGCACCACUCCAAAAUCCCUCUCGUAGAUGUCUGGCUGCGCUCUGUGCUCUGGGACUCAACGCUCCCGCUCCCAUCUGGCUCCGAAGCUCAGAAUCCCAGCUUUGACAUCCACCGUCUAAAGGGGAUUCUCGCUCUCUCUGAUGGCUCGAGCAGAAUUAUUCAGGCUGUACGCGAAGUUUUCGAGAUUCGCGACGAGGCCACUCCAACAAAAUCCAGCUCAGCAGCGGAGGACUCUGAUCGCAGGAUAACCAUUAUGUCAGAUGUACUGUAG